This is a messenger RNA of Guillardia theta CCMP2712, 2826 nucleotides long. RefSeq lists its product as hypothetical. The transcript has 18 exons. Lineage: Eukaryota; Cryptophyceae; Pyrenomonadales; Geminigeraceae. The record is from RefSeq and is a predicted model, not a curated record. Bases 1 to 2826 code for a protein of 941 amino acids.
AUGUCGAGACUCCUCGAUCGGCCGAGGAGGCUUCCCGAGUCCUCAACAGAUAAGCAAAGACGCGGAUCACCGGACAGAGGAGUUGAACCAACAGAGCGAAUGUCCAAGUCUCGCGUCCAGGACGUCAUCAAGACCCUCUUGGUCGACGACAGCUACCAAAGCGACACCAUCAGCAGAGCCCAGGCUCUCCUACACAGCCGCUCGCUGGUUCUGUCAGAGCCUGAGGCGAGAGAGGAUACAGACGACUCUCUGCUGCAGGGCUCCAUCUCCACCAUCUAUGCUCCCACCCUCCUGCCUCCGUCCCUUGUGCGAGCUGCAACAGCUCAUGCUCGCAAGACCUUGAUGUCAAGAGCGCUUCGCGCAUGGCUGCGUCUGGCCUGGGCCAACCUGAGGGAAGUAGCGAAGGCGAGCGCAACGAUGACAGCAAUGGGGACAUGGAGGAAGGCGACGCUGAGGAAGGUCAAGGACGGGAACCUCUGGGCGGGUCCCUGCCAGCGUCCGACGAUGACGUUAGCUCAGUUUCUGCACGUCAGAAAGGAUGCGGUGAGGGUACAUGGAGGGAGAUGGAGGGGUACUGACAAGCUGGUGGUGCUGCAUGCCCAAGCAAACCUUCCAGUGCUGGCGGUGGAGGAUCUCGAGCUGGAGGUAUUGCCAGCUGCUGAGCAGGUUGUGCUUUGUUGUACAGAAGGUGAUGGCGUGCGAUGGUCGAGGUCAAAGAACAACAUACGAGCAAACUGUCUUCUCAGGAUGAAAGAGUUCGCAACUUCCAUGCGGGUUUGUCGAUACAAGAUGGUUCGGCAAAAUUUUGUCUUGUGGAAGGAAAUAGCAGUCUACAGCAAAGAAAGAACGUUGAAAGAAAGAGCAAUGAUAUUGCUGGGAAACUUCUUCCAGUCAAAAGAUCGCCUCGAUCGCUUAUCUGUUUCCUUCGGACAGCUUGCUGAAAAUGUCAGGACGAGGAAGAAGAUGAGAAGGUUUGAAAUGCUUGUAAGGACUCGAUGUGACAGACGUUCCCUGGUUACUUUCUUGAUGAGAUGGCUCACUAGUCAUCAUGAUCGAAGGACAUGGGCAAACUUUGAGAGCACUGCUCUGCUAAAGUUCUCGCUGUACCGUCUCCGAAGGAAGUGGGAGAGAUGGAAUGAGUUCUGUACUAGCUGCAAGGCAAGAGAUAGAAUCUCUCGGGCAGUGUUCUGCAAGGACGAAAUGAAGGCCAGCCAACGCCUUCGCAAGCUGGUUCCUCACUGUACAAGGAUGACGCUUGUAACGAAUUUCUGCAGUGAUGUCACUGUUUUCUCUGAAAGUACGUUUCUUUCAAUCAUUGGAAGGGGAUUGUCAGAAAGCAAGCGCAGCACUUGGUACAGCAUGGGGAGAAUGGAGAAAUUUUGUGAGGAACCAGGAAUUGAAGAGAAGAUACCCUGCGAAGUUCCUGUUGAAGUUAUCUCUAGGACAAGAUCUUUACGAACAAGAUUCCAUCUGAUGAUCUGGCGUGAGAGCAUUGAAACAAACACUGAGGCCCUCAAAAUCCUGCAUCAAGUCCAGCAGACACAGAUACGGAAAUUCUUCUUGGAGUGGAGUGUCAAAGUUGUUCAUCGCAGAAUCAUAAUUGAUCAAGAGUUGAAGAGGAAGACGAAAAGCUGGAUCUCGUUUUGCUGCAUGGUCGUAGAGACUCGCAGACUUCGUAUCAGUGCAACGAGGAUAAGCGUCAAGCUGUCGAGCUCCCUCCUCUCUACAUCCUUCUCUCGAUGGCUCGAUACUGCGACCGCCAUGAGGAGAAAUCGUCAGAUAGUGCGCAGGGCAUACACGCGCAUGGCGAUGCUCUUUGCGGCUUGCGCGUGGGAGGCGUGGAGGGACCAGCACAUGAACCAUCGCAAGGUCGUGAGGGCUCUUGACACCUGGAUGACAAAAACGAAGCUUGUCAGCGCCGGCGAGAUCUUUGAGGCGUGGCAGCUGAUUCGACGCCGACAAAAGCAUGUCAGAAACAACAUUGAAAAGGUCCACAAAAACCGUCAACACAUCUUGCUGCUACAAGCCUUCUCUUGUUGGAUAUCGGGUUUGAGCUGGGCAGCCAAAAAGCGCACGGAUAUCCUCAAGUCAAGCUCAUUCGCCUCCAGGAGGGAGCAAGGAAUCUCCUUUGCCUGCUGGGCUGCCUGUGCUCGAGCCGGAUCAGCUCGCCAUCGCCUUUUUGUACAGGUCAAGACCAGGACGGCAAAGAGUCUGCUCCGGUCCAGCUGGGGUUGUCUGGCUUCGUUCGUUUCGUCCUCGAGACAUCUCAAGGUCGUUUCGAGCAGGAUCGCGUCAGUCGUGCACAGACGACCUCCCAGGUCUCUUCUUGCCGAUGGCAAUGGCACGAUCCUUGUCCGCGCCUGGUUGCCAGUGGCCGAUGGCUCCUGUCUGACCCGCUGGCUCGCCUCCGUCCUCUUCGACUGCUGGCAGCAGCAGGCGACUCUCAGCAAGCACACCAAGUCGCUCGUGAACAAGACGGCCAGCGGCGUUGCUCGUGCCAUGCUGCUGAGCUCCAGCCGGAUGGAGGGCUCGAGGAUGCUUGCAACGAAGAGCGGAACGAGCUCGCGUCCCCUUCACAGGAGCCAGGGCGAGUCGAGAGCGUCAGGGAGAGGAGGCAGCAGGGGAUACGAAGAAAGUCAAGGGUCAUCUGACGAGGAGAGCGAGGAAGAGGAGCGAAUGAGCGGGAGGAGGAAAGUGAGGGGAGGGGAGGAGGAGCGAGUGAGCGGGAGGGCAGGGGAGGAGGAGGAGGAGGAGGAGGCAGUUGACGACUCGGCUACGUCAGAUGAAGACGAGGCUAUCAAGAUGGAGGACCUCAACGGCCACUGA